AUGCCAACCAUUUUAUUGAGGAUUUUGCUUGCAUACAAUCUUCUUAACAGAAUUCUUCUUUGCCUAGUACCCAAAAAACUGAGAAUUUACCUCCCUUCUUCUUGGUAUCCCAAUCCCAAUAAUCUUCUUGAAGAACCCAUUACACCUUCUCCUCGAAAUCUCCGUCGAAUGGAUGCCGGUGAACUCAAAAGGGUUUUCGAAAUGUUCGAUCAAAACGGCGAUGGACGGAUCACCAAAAAGGAACUCAACGAUUCCUUAGAGAAAAUGGGUAUCUUCAUACCUGACAAGGAAUUGGCUCAAAUGAUCGAGAAAAUCGAUGUUAAUGCAGAUGGGUGUGUGGAUAUUGAUGAAUUUGAUGAAUUGUAUCAAAGGAUAAUGAACGAGAAGAAUGAGGAUGAAGAUAUGCUAGAUGCAUUCAAUGUGUUUGAUCAAAAUGGUGAUGGGUUUAUCACCGUUGAUGAACUGAAAUCGGUCUUGGCAUCACUUGGGCUUAAGCAAGGGAGAACUGCAGAGGAUUGUAAGAAUAUGAUCUUGAAGGUUGACGUGGAUGGUGAUGGUGCGGUGAAUUUUGCAGAGUUUAAGCAGAUGAUGAAAGGGGGUGGAUUUGCUGCAUCAAUUUGA
Fraxinus pennsylvanica is the source of this 621-nucleotide messenger RNA. The record is from the annotation of a GenBank genome assembly. NCBI's taxonomy places the organism in Eukaryota, Viridiplantae, Streptophyta, Magnoliopsida, Lamiales, Oleaceae.